UUUUAUUUUGAAGAGUAAAAGUUAAAGUGCUUUUGUAGCGUUAUUUUAACGUCACAUAGCAACAGCUGUUGAACGCUCCAUGCUUUCAGCUUGUUGUUGGGCAAAUAAGUACAGGGGACCAGUGAUGCUGGUCAGUAUCCCACAGCUCCGAGCAGCAGCUUCUGUUCUGCUGUUUUUGCUUUUCUCUGACGCGAUGUGUUUUGCACACGCCGAUAAGAGUAUUGAAGACGUGCGUUGCAAAUGCAUUUGUCCUCCAUACCGAAACAUCAGUGGCCACAUCUACAAUAGGAAUGUCACCCAAAAGGACUGUAACUGUCUGCAUGUGGUGGCGCCCAUGCCAGUGCCUGGUCAUGAUGUGGAGGCUUAUUGUCUGCUCUGUGAGUGCAAGUAUGAGGAGCGAAGCAGCAAUACCAUCAAGGUAACCAUAAUCCUUUACCUGUCUGUGGUCGGUGCUCUGCUAUUGUACAUGCUGUUCUUGCUUUUGGUGGAGCCUCUGAUCCGCAGACGUGAUCCCUACAGACAACCACUGCAGAACGAGUACGAUUCUGAGGAUGUGAUGGCUCCAGGCCGAGGGAACACGGUGCUAGAGCGAGUGGAAGGGGCUCAGCAGCGCUGGAAGAAACAGGUUCAAGAGCAGCGCAAGACUGUUUUUGAUCGCCACAAAUUGCUUAGCUAAACUCAAACUUAUUUAUUUAGUUAAAAAUGGGACCACAUGUCCCUUGUUAUCAAUGAGGCUCGUUUUGCAUAGCAUUCUGGUUGCUAUUCGAAGCUAAAUUGAAAUGAUAUUAAACAGAAAUGAUAGAGCUCAUUAUAUUACUUAUAGAAGAAUUAAUUAUAACGUUUGCAGCUUAGACUCUACAUUGCAAAUAUUGUAAAAAAAAAAUAGACUGUCUUGCAAAGAGAAUACAUUUUGGGCAACAGUCUUGACAUUCUCAGCUUUUCUCCCAAACAAAAUUCAAAUGUAGUAAUUGAACAACAUAGGAUUCCUGUGCAUGUUACAUUCAUACACUGCACAAGAUGUUAGCAUGAUACUAUCUUGAAUUGACUUAUAUGAUUACAGUAAACUUAAUAUAGGAUUAGUAAUGCUAUUUCUAGGUUUAUUUACUGAUAUUUUUUUCUUUUGGCAGGUAAUUUGCUUCUUUCUAGAAAUUAAAGCUUAAAAAAUUAGCCAAAUAAUCUUAAGCAAAAUAGUCUUAAACAUGUCUAGAAAUAGGUUUAUUAAUCUUAGAUUUGUUUUGUUGUGGUCCUUUAAUGCUAGAUACAUUUUGAGUAUAUUAAAGAUAUUUUAAUCUGUUAAGAUUUUUUGCAGUGAAUGCAUUUUGCUCAUUGUUGAGUAGAUGCUGCUUUACUUCAUUUAGGACCUUUGUACGUAUAUCACAUCACUAGGUUCUAGGAAUUGUAGUGUUCCCAUUCCUAAUGUCCUAAGUGGUGAUUGGUUUCACACCAAAUACAUGCUGAUUGCACUGAAUAUUGUCGAUAUUUAAGAUUUUUUGUUGUACUUCUUUUCUACAUGUGUUGUGUAAUACAGAUCUGAUACUGGAUUUGUAUUUCAGAUAAAAACCUAUGGAUUUUUGAUGGCUUGUUUAAACAGAUAUUAUUCUGCUAAGACUUUACUUGGAUCUUAUAAGGUAAUCUACAGUUUACAUGUUGGAAAUAACAAGUUUAUUUGGUACCUCUAACUUAUAGUUAAUUAUUGACCACUAUUGGGUACGGCAGUCAAAAAGGUCCACAAUACACUUCAGAUAUUCCCACUGGGUGAAACCUUUAGUUAUUUGUAGAACCCUGCAACAUUGUUUAGCUUUUAGAAAAUGUUUCAUGCAGAGCCUGUUUUUGAGAUUAAUUAGGGACCAUUGGUUCUUUUGCUGUUCCCAAUAUAUUCAGUGUGUUGGGUUUAUGAUGGUGGAAUGAAUUGUGCAUGAUGAGUGUAAUUAUGUGCCCAAUAAAAUGGUUGCUGAAUGUAGGUACAAGGGAGAUGUACCAAAUAAACAUGCAACUGAGGGUAUGUCACUGUUCUAUUUCAGGAAAUAUCUUUCCACAUGUCGUAUUCUACUUGCACUGAGGAAUUCAAUAAACACAAUCUGAAAAUUGCAA
Messenger RNA from Tachysurus vachellii, 2091 nucleotides. It is a transcript of the gene tmem9, whose product is annotated as transmembrane protein 9. The transcript has 6 exons. The record is from RefSeq and is a predicted model, not a curated record. Lineage: Eukaryota; Metazoa; Chordata; Actinopteri; Siluriformes; Bagridae. Bases 80 to 676 code for a protein of 198 amino acids. Gene Ontology annotation, cellular component: lysosomal membrane.